AGGACUGUCUACGAGGGAGAAGCUCCCCACGUGGUUCUGUCUUGAGAAGGGAGGAAAGCACAGCAGAUGAGAGCUGAAAGAUGGCAUUGGACUUGGCACAGGGAUGGUCGAGAGGUCCUGAGUCACUUUGAGAAGGUCGGUGGGCUCCACGACAAAAGUCAACCCUUCUGUAAAUCACCUGCUGUGGUUAUGAUGCUCUGAGUUCAAUACGUCUGAACCUUUGCUGUCUAUGGAUCUGCUCUAAACCUUAUAGCCUGCUUAUGGGGGAAGGUGACGCCUUCUGGGCCCCAUCUGUCCUUCCUCACAGCACCCUCAGCGCCUUAAGCCACCACCCCCAGCCACAAUUUGGCAGAAGGAUGGAGUCCAAGGUCUCAGAAGGUGGCCUGAAUGUGACCCUUACCAUCCGCCUGCUGAUGCAUGGAAAGGAAGUUGGAAGCAUCAUUGGGAAGAAAGGAGAAACUGUGAAGAAGAUGCGUGAGGAGAGUGGUGCGAGGAUCAACAUCUCAGAGGGAAACUGCCCAGAGAGGAUUGUGACCAUCACAGGCCCCACAGACGCCAUCUUCAAGGCCUUUGCCAUGAUCGCAUACAAGUUUGAGGAGGAUAUCAUCAACUCCAUGAGCAACAGCCCUGCCACCAGCAAGCCCCCAGUGACGCUGAGGCUGGUGGUGCCUGCCAGCCAGUGCGGGUCCCUGAUCGGCAAAGGAGGCUCCAAGAUCAAGGAGAUCAGGGAGUCCACAGGUGCCCAGGUGCAGGUGGCCGGGGACAUGCUGCCCAACUCCACGGAGCGGGCGGUGACCAUCUCGGGGACCCCAGAUGCCAUCAUCCAGUGUGUCAAGCAGAUCUGUGUGGUCAUGCUGGAGUCCCCACCGAAAGGUGCCACCAUUCCCUACCGCCCAAAGCCCGCCUCCACCCCUGUCAUUUUUGCAGGUGGUCAGGCCUACACAAUCCAGGGACAGUAUGCCAUCCCUCACCCGGAUCAGUUGACCAAGCUCCACCAGUUGGCCAUGCAGCAAACCCCCUUUCCUCCCCUCGGACAGACCAACCCCGCUUUCCCCGGAGAAAAGCUGCCUUUACACUCCUCCGAAGAAGCUCAAAAUCUGAUGGGCCAGUCAUCAGGUCUGGACGCCAGCCCACCGGCCAGCACUCAUGAGCUCACCAUUCCCAAUGAUCUAAUAGGCUGCAUAAUUGGACGCCAAGGGACCAAAAUCAAUGAAAUUCGACAGAUGUCUGGAGCUCAGAUCAAAAUCGCCAACGCCACUGAAGGGUCAUCAGAGCGUCAGAUCACCAUCACGGGGACCCCGGCCAACAUCAGCCUUGCCCAGUAUCUCAUCAACGCCAGGCUGACGUCCGAGGUCACCGGGAUGGGCACGCUCUAAUCCUACCCAGCACCCUCCCCCGACGUCACCCACCUGCCAGAGCCCAAGGCCCCCGGCUCUCGCACUCUGUACAGCCCACCUUCCCUGCCUCACAGAUACCAAUAGAGAGGUUUUCUUAAUUAACAAAAGGACGUAUGCCAUGGAGAAACACACCCGUGCACACAGCCACUCUCCACAGAGGCUGCAGGCUCCUCCGAGUCCCCCCU
Molecule: messenger RNA, 1582 nt
Organism: Mandrillus leucophaeus (drill)
Lineage: Eukaryota; Metazoa; Chordata; Mammalia; Primates; Cercopithecidae
Gene: PCBP3
Product: poly(rC) binding protein 3
Exons: 16
Coding region: 261-1376 (371 amino acids)
Biological process (GO): regulation of RNA metabolic process; regulation of gene expression
Cellular component (GO): nucleus; cytoplasm
Molecular function (GO): mRNA binding
Source: RefSeq, a predicted model, not a curated record